Molecule: messenger RNA, 1184 nt
Organism: Orycteropus afer afer
Lineage: Eukaryota; Metazoa; Chordata; Mammalia; Tubulidentata; Orycteropodidae
Gene: P2RX4
Product: purinergic receptor P2X 4
Biological process (GO): response to ATP; monoatomic cation transmembrane transport
Cellular component (GO): nuclear inner membrane; plasma membrane
Molecular function (GO): purinergic nucleotide receptor activity; extracellularly ATP-gated monoatomic cation channel activity; ATP binding
Source: RefSeq, a predicted model, not a curated record
UCCAGAGGCCGCCGACCAUGGCGGGCUGCUGCCCCGCGCUGGCAGGCUUCCUGUUCGAGUACGACACGCCGCGCAUCGUGCUCAUCCGCAGCCGUAAAGUGGGGCUCAUGAACCGCGCCGUGCAGCUGCUCAUCCUGGCCUACGUCAUCGGGUGGGUGUUUGUGUGGGAGAAGGGCUACCAGGAAAUGGACUCGGUUGUCAGCUCAGUUACUACCAAGGCCAAGGGCAUUGCUGUGACCAACACCUCCGGACUUGGAUUCCGGGUCUGGGACGUGGCGGAUUAUGUGAUUCCAGCUCAGGAGGAAAACUCACUCUUUGUCAUGACCAACAUGAUCAUCACCAUGAACCAGACCCAGGACGUCUGUCCUGAGAUUCCAGAUAAGACCACUGUGUGUGAGUCAGAUGCCCACUGCAUCGCAGGUUCUGCAGGCACCCACAGCAAUGGAGUUGCAACAGGAAGAUGUGUGCCAUUCAAUGGGACCGUGAAGACAUGUGAGGUGGCAGCCUGGUGCCCUGUGGAAGAUGACAACCAUGUGCCCAAGCCUGCUUUUUUAAAGGCUGCAGAAAACUUCACCCUUUUGGUUAAGAACAACAUCUGGUAUCCCAAGUUUAAUUUCAGCAAGAGGAACAUCCUGCCCACCAUCAACACCUCCUACCUCAAAUCCUGCAUUUACGAUGCGGAAACAGAUCCCUUCUGCCCCAUCUUCCGUCUGGGCAAAAUCGUGGCGAGCGCGGGACACAGCUUCCAGGACAUGGCCGUGGAGGGCGGCAUCAUGGGCAUCCAGAUAAGGUGGGACUGCAACUUGGACCGGGCUGCCGCCCUCUGCCUGCCCAGGUACUCCUUCCGCCGCCUUGACAACCGCGACGCCGACCACAACGUGUCCCCGGGCUACAACUUCAGGUUUGCCAAGUACUAUAACAGCCCAGCUGGCAAGGAGCACCGGACCCUUGUUAAGGCCUACGGAAUCCGCUUCGACAUCAUCGUGUUUGGAAAGGCUGGGAAAUUUGACAUCAUCCCCACCAUGAUCAACGUGGGCUCCGGCUUGGCCCUGUUGGGAGUCGCGACAGUGCUGUGUGAUGUCAUAGUCCUCUACUGCAUGAAGAAGAAAUACUACUACCGGGACAAGAAAUACAAAUACGUGGAAGAUUACGAACAGGGCCUCAGCAGUGAGGCAGGCCAGUGA